AUGCGUCCUCAUCUUGCACGAGUCCUCAAUGUUGCCGGUACCAUUCAUUUGGAUUAUUAUUGGCGGACCAAUCACAAACCAAUAAUUGGACCAAGUAUUGCACCUAUCAAAUGGCUUCCUCCUCCUCUUGGCUGGUACAAAAUAAAAUUUGAUGGCUCCAUGAGAUGCAACCAUGCUGCAAUUCGCUUUGUUAUUAGAGAUGAUAAUGCACAUGUUGUUUUGGCUGGUGCUAAGAAGAUUGGUCGCAAUUCUAUUAUUGUGGCGGAAUGUUUAACGCUUAGAGAUGACUUGGCUUAUGCUGUUUCGAAGGGAUGGUCCAAGCUCUUAGUUGAAGGGGAUUCUAAACUUGUCAUUGACUUAGUUUUGAAGCGAUGCUCGACUCCCUAG
This is a messenger RNA of Prunus armeniaca (apricot), 387 nucleotides long. Lineage: Eukaryota; Viridiplantae; Streptophyta; Magnoliopsida; Rosales; Rosaceae. The record is from the annotation of a GenBank genome assembly.